This is a messenger RNA of Pararge aegeria (speckled wood butterfly), 6847 nucleotides long. Its product is annotated as thyroid receptor-interacting protein 11-like. The coding region runs from base 1 to 4578 and encodes 1525 amino acids. The record is from RefSeq and is a predicted model, not a curated record. NCBI's taxonomy places the organism in Eukaryota, Metazoa, Arthropoda, Insecta, Lepidoptera, Nymphalidae. Gene Ontology annotation, biological process: Golgi organization; endoplasmic reticulum to Golgi vesicle-mediated transport. Gene Ontology annotation, molecular function: small GTPase binding. The transcript is spliced from 9 exons. Gene Ontology annotation, cellular component: Golgi apparatus.
AUGUCGUGGCUUAAUCUAAAUCAGAGUUUAAGUAGCCUAAAAGGGCAGAUUACGAAUUUCGCUACAGAAGUGUUAUCUGAGGGUGCCGUUCAGGAUAACGAGGCAGAAACUUCUAGAACGGAGCCCGCGGCAAAGGAUCUUGAAGAGAAAUGUCGUAACCAAGAGCUUGAGAUUGCGGCAUUGAAGACACUAACCAAUGAAUUACAAACUACGUUGCAAUCUGAGAGAUUAUCAAGAAAAAAUGGCCUUAAAGAAGAGGAGUCAACCUGGUACUGGGAUCCGCCCUCGCCGGCCUCUAGGAGUGAUCAUGAAAUCGAAAAACAGUACAAGUUGCAAAUACAAGCUUUACAAAGCGAACUAUCCGCCCUGAAGGACCGAGAUGUGCCAGAUCAUAUAGUAGACAACGAUGAAGAAGUCGUAAGACUUCGACAAGAAAAUCAGAACCUAACAUGCAGCCUUGAAGACUUAGAUAACCAACAUCAAGUAGCCAUGGAAAGAUUACUAGCACUGAAAAAAGAACUACAGAAAAACUUCGAACUCCUUAAACAAGAACAUCAUGACCUAAAAAACAAUAACGAUGAAUACAUGGAACAAAUAAAAGUAUUAAAUCGGCAGAUAAACGAAAAAGAUCGAGAAAUAGAAAGUCUCAAAUCGGCACAUCCUGAUUAUGAUACUUUGUUACAUAAGUACCAAAAUUUGGAAAGGAUACAUAGCUUGUUAAAAGAAAACGCAGAAAAAUUUCAAGAAGAAAACCAGGAAUUACAUGAAGAAGUUUUUAAAUUACAAGAAAAAGUUACCAAAUUAGAGCAUGAAACAGAAGUCAUUAAUAAAUCCAAUGAAUUGUCCAACAUGGUGCCAAUUGAAAAGUAUGAGAAAUUAUUGAAAGAAUAUAAUGAUUUUAAACAGAGGCGCACCUCUAGUCCUGUACAUCUUGAUGAAAUAAAUAUAGACGACAAUGCUAAAAGUGUGAUAGAAACUCUAAAAAGGGAUAUUAAUGAACUUAAACUGAAGUUGUCUCAACGCGAUAGUGAAUAUAACGAAGCUAUGGAAAGUAAUAUUAUAAAACCAGAUAAAAUAAUGCAGCUAUACAAUCGAUAUGUUAAUUUUGAUCUACCUGUAGAUUACGUUGGUGAAAUGCCAUUGGGGACAGAAAAUGUUGUUAUGCAAAAAUUAGAGGGUGUAUUCAAAUCAUUGAAUUCAUUUAAAAAAGAUAUUGAUGCCCUGGAAAAUAAACUGUCAGAAAAGAAGCUUAGCAUAAAUAAUUUUCAAAUACAGAUUGAAGAUUUAACUACAGAAAAUGAAUAUUUAACUUCAGAUAUACAACAUCUCGAAAGUGAGCUAGAAGAAAUGAAGAAAAACAAUGAUUUUCUUAUUUCAGAAAUAGCUGCAUUGAAAAAUACUUCAAAACUGGAGCCUAUAAUAGAAACUCCUGAAGAUAAUUUUACAAAAUUAGAAACUGAACUAGCCGAUUGCACCAGAAUAAAUAAAACGUUUGAAUCUGAAAUCAAAAGAAUAGAAAAUGAACUUAUUGACGUUCGAAAUGAAAAAAAAUCAUUGCAAGAAUGCCUAAAUGAUAUGAAAAACAAGUAUACUUCAAUGCUUAGUGAGUUAAAGAUGUGUAAAGCUCAAACACAAGCUGUGCAAGAGCUAGAAAGCAAUGCAAAUGUUACAAAAAACGUUAAAUUACAGGAAGCUGUUGAUAAAAUAGACAACUUACAAAAACGCUUACAUUCAGCUAACUCAAGAAAUGAGCAGCUAUCAAUAGAUAUUCAUAUCUUGGAAAACGAUAAAGUAUUACUUACGAAACAAAUAGAAGACCUUAGACAUGAAAAAGAAACGAUACUUGAUUCAUAUGGAGAGUUAGAAACUGCAAACAAAACCUUAGAUAGCAGAAUAAAAAAUCUUGAGAAUGAAUUGGAGGAAUCUUUAAAAAGUAGACAAAAUUUGGAUAUCAAAUUAACAGAACUUGAGAAUGAAAUAGAAGCCUAUAAUAUCAGUCAACAAAUUGAAACAGACAUUAAAUCAAAAGAAUCAUUCAGUGGACCUGCAACCGAUAUGGAUAAAGUUUCAGCAGAAACAGUAACUGCCAGUAGAUUAGAAGAAAUACUGCAAGAAAACACAACACUUAAAGAGAAAAUUGAAGCAUUAACUAAAAAAAUUUUAAACUUACAACACCAACAGCAAGAGUUAACUAACGAAAACAAUUUGUUAAAAGAAAAGAGCCUCGACCACGCUCACAAUACGACUAAACUUGAAGAAACUUUUAAUACGUUAAAGUUGAAAGCUGAUCAAUUUGAUGCCAAUAAUAACACAGUAUUAGCUCUCAAAGGAGAAAACAAAAAGCUUUUAGAAAAAAAAAUCCAACUGGAAUUAGAUCUUUCUUCUACAGACAGAAAAAUUGCACAACUAGAAGAAGAAUUUGAGAAACUCAUUUCUGAUCUGAAUGAAAAAGAUUCUAUUAUUGAUAAUCUAAACACAACAGUAAAUAAAAAUAAGGUUGAACUUGAAAACCUACAUCAAAAUGCAACUGAUCUUGAAAAUAGUGUCCAUAUCAAAAGUCAAGAAAUCGAAAGACUUGUAGGUACUGUUGACGAGUUAACACAAAAACUUAGCAGCACUAGUAUAAGUUCUAACUUAAGUCAUGAAGAACUCAAAAAAUUACAAGUAGAAAAGGAAGAUAUCAACAAACAAAUAUAUACUCUUAACGAUGAAAUUAAUAAUAAAAACACAGAGUUAUCUAAAAUGAAUUCAGUUUUGCAGAAAUUACAAAAUUCUUAUGCAGAAAAUAAGUCACUAUUAGAUACCAAAGAUAAGGAAAUAAAGGAACUGAAUCAAUCAAUUGUAGAGUUAAGAGAUAAAAUAAAAGCAUCAGAAAACACAACACAACCGAACGAUGAAUAUGCAAAAUUGUUAGAAGACAAACAGGCCGUAGAAAAGUUGACAACAGAGCUACAAACCAUUUUAAAUACAAAAGAAAAAGAGAUAUUAGAAACGCGGAAUAAGGUAGUGCUACUAGAAAAUACAUGUAAAGAAUUUAAAACUGUGAUAGACAACGCAACCAUUGAAAAAAAUGAAUUAAUAAAUUUAGUGAAUCUAAAACACAAUGAAAGCAUACAAUACCACAAUGAGAUACAGAGGCUUAACCAAGUGUUACUUGAACAAAAUAAUGAAUUUAAGAGAAUUCUUGAAGAAAAAGAUGUAUUACUGAAAAAUUAUGCAAAAAAUUGUACGAAUUGUGACACAAUACGACAAAAUCUCAAAGAAAAAGAUGAAAUAAUUAUGGCUUUAAAUCAAAACGUAAGUGAACAUGAAAGGUUAAAAUCUGAAUUAGAUUCUGCAAGUCAAGCUUAUAAGACAUUGACAAAAAAAUGUGAAGAUUUAGACAAGAGGUUAACGAAUCAAUUGGAGACUGUUAAAAAAUUGACGGCAGAAAAUACACAGUUGUCAGAACAGGAACAGAACUCCUCCCGAGAGCUGGAAAGACUGCGUCAUCAUUUGGUGGAGCUGGAGGAGAAUUACACCCAGGAGCUGAUGUCAUCAGAGCAGAAGUUGAGUGAAUGUCAGGCCAGACUGCACCAAAUCGAAGAGAGGGCUAAGCAAACCAGCACCGUUUAUACCAGCAACAGUAUUCGGGCGAAUCAAGAAGUGGAAACGUUGAGGAACCAGAUCAAGCUAUUGGAGAAGCAGCGUGAAGAGGUGCAAGCUAGGCUGAGCGAGUCAGACGACGCCAGGAGUCGAAGCGAAGCUGCACUCACCAACUUACAGGUUGUGCUGGAACAGUUCCAGUUAGAUAAAGAAAGAGACGUGUUCUGCGCAACGGAAAAAAUAAGAAACAAAAUGGAGGACGUUAAACGUCAGAACGAAGCAUUAAAAUACGAAAUAGACCGGCUGAACGGCAAACUGGAGGAGUCCGUGGCGGGGCUGAAGGCUGCGACUAGACUUGGCGAUCAGGUUGAGACUAAGUCGGCUCAAAUUAACGAUUUGAAGGAGCAAGUACGAGCUCUGCAGGCGUCGAUAGCUGCUGCCGAGGAGAGGUACUACAGCGCCAUCUCCAACCAGCAGGACAAAGUGGAUAAGAACCUGGUCAAGAACCUGGUGGUCAACUUCGUGCUCACCGCAAACCGGAGCGAUCUCAACAGAACGCAAAUCCUCCGCGUCCUAUCGACAGUAUUAGACUUCAACCAGACUGAGUGUGAAAAGCUGGGUCUAGUCAGAUCUGCCAACUCCGGAGACAGUUUGGCCGCGGAAUUCGUCAAGUUUCUCCAGAAUGAAUCCAAACCCAGAGCUCCUUUGCCUGACAUGAUGGGACUCCAAGGAAGCAGAGCAAGUCCCGCCCCUAGCUCCAGGAAAAGCUCCACCAUUGGACCGAAUCCAGUCUUUGAAGUUGGUCACAGAAGGGAUCCAUCGACCGGCUCAAACAACCUUCUAUUCCAGAACAUAGAUUCUAUGGAAACGUCAUCCCAGAUUUCAAUUGAAUCCGAUACAAGAGUAAUUCCAAUAAACACUUUAGACACUGGAAUCAAUCAGACAAGGAACAACGAGGGCGCCAUUUUGAAACACGUUUUGAAAGAUAUGUGAUGGUAAUGGAUUUCUUUCCUUGACUGUCAUGUUUUCAACAGUGCUUUUUUUACAUCGACAUUCCCUUUUGACAUCAAUUAGUUGGGCGGUUGUAUCUAUUUUGUAACAUUGCAUGCCAAAUUACUGGCAAUACACUGUACCUUAAACCAACAUGUAAAACCUUAUUGACGUGUAUUUUGCAAUAAAUGAUUACUAUCCGAUCCACAGUUACUCGUAGUAAUAUUCAAUAUAAUUAAAGUUUUUUACACCAGUACGGCUAGUAGGGCAGGAAACAAUUAUCUCCCCGAGGAAAGGAUGAAAAUUUAUCGUCUCCCACAGCUUUAUCUUUCAGAGCACUGGCGCACAAGUGGAAAUAAUAUCCAAAUAAUAUAUAUGUGUAAUAAUAAACGGGGGUAAACUUCUCCUAUUCCAUGUUCCCGUGCUUAGACACGUUAAUUGUAUUCCUUGUCAGGGGAUUUCAUCGGGGGAUAUGAUUAUUGUGUCCUGCCCGUACAUGCCCUAGAGUUGUAAAAAAAUAAAACAUUAAUUUCUGCAUUUAGAAAGGAAACAGCUGAUAAAAUUAAGAAAUUAUUCGAAUGUAUUUUUCUGCUGCAUAAAACAACCGCAAUUGAUUAAAUUUUGACCGCUGCCGCACCGCGCCUUUGACACUCGAUAUUGGAUACUUCUUAUACACCUUUUUUUCCCUUAAUUUUUGGUUCAUUAUUUUUUACCAAUGAAGACUAUUGUAGACAUUGGAUAGAUUAACAAGGUUAGUAAUGUACGACGAAAAAAAUUACACCUAAUAUACACUGACAUAUAGAUAUGUUGCAUAACUGCCACCUAUAAUAUAGGUACUUUUAAAACAAUAAUAGUUAGCUUCUAAUCAAGCGCGUUCGCUAGGCUACAACACUUACCAUCAAGUGUGUUAUGUUAUACAAGGCUUUUUUGAAAAGGGGAACAUACUAUGGAGUAUUACGGUAUUCUCGAUGAUGUAUAUCUUCUGUUCCGCAACAUUCUGCUGACAUUAAUAGGACAGUGCAGAAGGAACUUCACAAAGUACGUGGUGUCAACCAAAACAUCAGCUGUGUUUACAUUUAAGGUCAAAUGCGGUUACGGAUGACUAUGAUAGCAAUAAAUCAUUAAUCAUUUAUCGAUAGAUAUAUUAAUUAUAACUUUUAUACUUCCUAGAUGACCUUGUAUAGUUUUAAACUUGUACGAGGGCUAUAAUGAUCCGCCAAACCGCAACAAUAGGAAGUUAUUCCUCCAAGCUGGUGUUAGAGUCAGGGCCGGAGGUCUAACCAUUCAUCUUCAGAAGAUGUCCCUCAUUUGUAAAAACUUCGUUAGCGCGAUGUAGGAUCUUGUGGCGCCAUCUAGUUUGGUACCGCGGAAACCGCCACAGAUAGGUUAAAAUCGAACGCUUUAAUAUCUUUAUUUAAAACUUGUAUCCAUUAUUAAUUGUACAGCGUGUAACUUCUACUCUGUAUAAAUACAUUUAUCGUUAUGAACUACUGUAAAAAAAGUUCUCAAUUAAGCUGUACAUAAAUCGAUAAUCGAAAUUAAAUAAACAAUUCCAAAAUUCAGCAUGAUAAUAAAUAAUAAAACUAGCGAGCUAAACUCUUCUCAUCUCAGAAUGAGAACGCUGUAGGCCGGAAUCCGCCACGCUAGUGCGGAUAUGUGUACUUAUCACGCGCUUGAGAACGUAAUAGAGAACUCUCAGGCAUGCAGGUUGUCUCGCGAUAUUUUCCUUCAAAGCUAAACUGUAUACGCACUGAACUCCCAAAAGUUAGAAGUGCCGAACCGCUUAGCCAAAAAAUAGUGCUAUCCUUCCACGGGAUUCACGUGUGAAAAGGACAGAACUACCUCUAGAACUUUCAAUUUACUUUAGAAUUGCGUGCAACACAAUCGUUGCCAUAGUUUGCAAAUGAAAUAAUCAUUAUAAUUUAUAAGACAUGUACCUAUUAUUGUAUAAUUUUUAUUGCAUUUCUAGGUAUUCUAAUUUUAUUAUAACUCUAAAGUUUAUAUUUCAAUUUGAAUUGAAUUAUUGUAUAAAAACAUUGUAUGCAUCCACUUUAGGAUUUUUGAUCCCACUUCUGAAGUUAUAAUAGUUAAAAACACCGCUGAUAAAGCAGUGUUUUUUGGCCAUGCCAUAAAAUGUUAAAACUUGUAUUAUGUUUCCUAAAACUAUAUUUGCUUUGUAUAUUUGUAAAUUCAUUUAAGUGAUUUAUUAUUAGUUUUUAUCUAAAGCAUCCGCUUGUAUCAUAAUCUAACAUGUUCAAAUUAUUGUAAUUAU